UUCCUAUGCGGAACCAUCGAGCGAAGGGCUGCUCAGAAUAGGGGAGUGGAAAGAGUGUGACACAGUCACCGCAUAGCAACAAUGUGAGAAGAAGGGUCGUUUGACAGCGGUGUGAGCGGGGUAAAAACCAAGAUGGCUACCCGCCGUGUUCCACUAGUUUUGCUCGCUUGUGGUUCCUUUAAUCCCAUCACCAACCAGCACAUGAGGCUGUUUGAGCUGGCCAGAGACCACAUGCACAGCACAGGCCAGUACCAGGUGGUGGGUGGCAUCGUGUCUCCAGUGAGUGACGGCUAUGGAAAGCAAGGCCUUGUACUGGCAAAGCACCGCAUUGCUAUGGCAAAGCUGGCGCUCCAGAGCUCUGACUGGGUCAAGGUUGAUGAAUGGGAGAGCCAGCAGCCAGACUGGACAGAGACUGUGGUCACCAUGAGGUAUCAUUAUGGGCGUAUUCUGGAGCAGUUUGAGCAGAGAACGGUAACGCACGUGGACUCCACCACACCCCUCUCAAGUCCCAGUCCCCAGCUGAAGCUCCUGUGUGGAGCUGAUUUCCUCGACACCUUCAAGAUCCCUGGCCUGUGGCGGGACGACCACGUGCAGGAAGUGGCCGGGCGAUUUGGCUUUGUCUGCGUCAGCCGAGGGGGGCUUGAGCCCGAGCGAGUCGUGCACGAGUCGGACACGCUCUCCCGCCACAGUCAAAACAUUUUCCUGGUGAGGGAAUGGGUAAAGAAUGAGACGAGCGCCACCGAGGUCCGCCGGGCUCUGAGACGGAGACUGAGCGUGAAAUACCUGAUCCCAGACUCUGUGAUAGAAUAUAUUCACCAGCACAACCUCUACACGGAGGACAGCGAGAGGAGAAAUGAGGGCACGGUUCUGAGGCCGCUUGCCAAACAGGCACAACAGCCUGUGAAGAGUCUGGAUGACUGUAGCCGUCCACAGCAGACCUCCUUGUUCACCGGAAGUAAGGAAACCAGCAGAGAAAGAGCCAACAUGCCAGCUAAUUUGAAUGGAUAUUGGAAAAUGAUUUCCAAUGACAACUUCGAGGAGUACCUGAAGGCCCUUGAUGUAAAUGUUGCCAUCAGGAAAAUCGCCACUUUGUUGAAGCCUGACAAGGACAUCACCCAUGACGGGGACCACAUAAUCAUCAAAACCCUCAGCACCUUCAAAAACUACAACAUGGACUUCUAUGUAGGCAAAGAGUUCGAGGAGGAUCUGUCUGGUGUGGAUGAUAGGAAAUGCAUGACCACUAUCACCUGGGAGGGAGACAAGCUGGUGUGUGUGCAGAAGGGAGAGAUUGAAGGAAGAGGCUGGACCCACUGGGUGAACGGAGAUGAGCUUCAUCUGGAGCUGAGAGCUGGAGGAGUUGUUUGCCAUCUACACACAACAGUAUCACCAGCUGCCAUCAUGCCUGCAGACUUCAAUGGGAAAUGGAUACUGGAAACCAGUGAGAAAUUUGAAGAUUAUUUGAAAGUGCUGAAUAUUGAUUUUGCUACAAGGAAAAUUGCCAUCUCCCUGUCUCAAACCAAAGUGGUAGUCCAAGAUGGAGACAAGUUCAACUUCAAAACACUGAGCACGUUAAGGAAUUAUGAGCACUCCUUCACUAUAGGGGUUGAGUUUGAUGAGUACACCAAGGGACUAGACAACAGAAAAAUCAAGGGUCUGGUGAUCUGGGAGGGCGACAAGCUGGUGUGCACUCAGAAAGGAGAGAAGGCCAACCGUGGCUGGAAACACUGGAUCGAAGGAGAUAAACUGUACCUGGAGCUGACAUGUGAAGAUGUAGUUUGUCUUCAGGUGUUCAAGAAAAAAGAAUAAACGGCAAAAUAUCUGUUUUUGUUUUCAUUUAAUUUGUUUGCUCCUCAAUGACAUGUUUUCUCAAACCUAUGAACAAAAUGAAUA
Molecule: messenger RNA, 1890 nt
Organism: Larimichthys crocea (large yellow croaker)
Lineage: Eukaryota; Metazoa; Chordata; Actinopteri; Sciaenidae
Exons: 13
Coding region: 133-1806 (557 amino acids)
Biological process (GO): NAD+ biosynthetic process
Cellular component (GO): mitochondrion
Molecular function (GO): lipid binding; nicotinamide-nucleotide adenylyltransferase activity; nicotinate-nucleotide adenylyltransferase activity
Source: RefSeq, a predicted model, not a curated record